Striga hermonthica is the source of this 1689-nucleotide messenger RNA. The record is from the annotation of a GenBank genome assembly. Lineage: Eukaryota; Viridiplantae; Streptophyta; Magnoliopsida; Lamiales; Orobanchaceae.
AUGGAGAAACCUCCUCAAAUUCGCCGAUUUCAUGAGCUUCCGUCGGCUGAGGAAUUCGCUUCCAGGAUUGAGCCCAGAAAUGUUCCGGCGGUGUUCAGUGGCUGCGUAAAGAAUUGGAAAGCUUUUUCUAAAUGGGAUGUGUCGAGUGGCGGUCUCGAUUACUUGCAGGAAUUGGUGGGCUCAUCAGUUGUAGGGGCUAUGAUAUCCAGUUCUGCGCCUGUAUUUUAUGGAGAUAUAAGAAGUCAUGAAAGGGUUCCACUGCCAUUUUCUACCUUUAUUAGAUACUGCAAAGAUCUUUUACAAUGUGGUGAUGGUGCCCAAGGCUCCAAUUCGCCUUUAAGGAAGCAUAAACCGGAGGAACAUAUUUUUGAACGUGCAAAUCAAAUUACAGAAGAAGAAUGUUCGCAGCAAAUCUAUUUAGCGCAGGUACCAAUUAUGAAUGCUGAAAAUGAAGAGAAUGCUCAGUUGGAAUGCUUAAGAGAAGACAUUGAAAGCCCUGUAUUUCUGGAUGGCAAGAAACUUGCUUCCAUCAAUUUGUGGAUGAACAAUGCUAGGACUCGAUCUAGUACUCACUAUGAUCCGCACCACAAUCUUUUAUGCAUAAUUUCAGGAUGUAAACAAGUUGCUUUAUUGCCGCCUUCAGCUUGCCCCUUCCUGUAUCCGUUGCCCUUAUAUGGAGAAUCUUCGAAUCAUAGUGCCAUUCCUUUAGAGAAUACGAAUUUCAGUCUCUAUCCAAGGGCCAUGUCGAUGGAUCAGUACUCCCAGAAGGUUAUUCUUCAUGCCGGUGAUGCUGUCUUCAUUCCUGAAGGAUGGUUCCACCAAGUGGACAGUGAGAAUUUAACUAUUGCUGUAAAUUUCUGGUGGCGAUCUGACAUUAUGUCAAGCAUGUCAGAUCACAUGGACGCAUACUAUCUACGUAGAAUAUUGAAAAGGCUGACUGACAAAGAAAUGGACCGGAUGCUAGGUAAGCCUUCACAUGCUGUCAAUACAAACAUCGCUGUACAUGGUCAGUCUAGUAAUGUUAACCAUAACGAUGAUACCAUGGAUAGGAAGAAUAUUGCUGCAAGUGGUCGGCCUGGUAAUGAUAAUGAUGGUCACCAAAGAGAAGAUUUGUAUCUGAACCAUCUGACAGUGACUGUGAAAGAAAAUGAGCAAGAAUUUUCAUUGCAUGAGCUGCAACCACAUGCACUUAAAUCUCUCCAUGAACUUGUUUCCUUAGUCCAUAACCUUGUAAACCAGAACCAAUCAGUAAGCAACUUUUCAGCGGAUCGAUCCAUUAGCUGCCCAGAUGAAGAUGAAGUCAAGGGAAUUAUUAAAACAGACAUAUUUAAUUUGGAAGCUGAUGCAAUUGCUAAUGUUGUUUGGAACCUCGAUCCAUGUACCUUUCGAAGCGUCUUUCUCGCCAUGGCACACAACUUUCCGAGGACACUGGAGGCUUUUGUCAUGCAUGGUCUCUCAUCUGUGGGCGCAGAAGUCCUUACCAGGAAAUUUGAGCAGAUGGAUCAAGUUAUUUCCGAAGAUGAUAGGAGUCAAUUUUACCAGAAAUUUUACAGUGUGUUCGAUAAUCAGUUCUCUGCCAUGGAUACUCUUCUAAAUGGAAAAGAGUCAUUUGCACGCCAGGCAUUCAACAAUGUGCUGGUCCAGUACUUGGGUACUAAUCUAGAUAGCACAAAACCAUCUAUGCAAUAG